Molecule: messenger RNA, 1096 nt
Organism: Argentina anserina (silverweed cinquefoil)
Lineage: Eukaryota; Viridiplantae; Streptophyta; Magnoliopsida; Rosales; Rosaceae
Product: transcription factor MYB73-like
Exons: 1
Coding region: 110-913 (267 amino acids)
Biological process (GO): regulation of DNA-templated transcription
Cellular component (GO): nucleus
Molecular function (GO): RNA polymerase II cis-regulatory region sequence-specific DNA binding; DNA-binding transcription factor activity, RNA polymerase II-specific
Source: RefSeq, a predicted model, not a curated record
CACAGCGGCUCAGAAAGGGCCGAGACUCUCUCUCUCCGCCUCUUCAAAUUUUGUAGAUUUUAUAUUACAAGAAAAAUAGUAUCCUCUAUUCUUAUCUAGGGUUAGGGUUAUGGAUUGUCAAUCGGUUCAACAACAGAGGGAGUUGGAUCGGGUCAAGGGGCCGUGGAGCCCCGAGGAGGACGACCUGCUGAGGAAGCUGGUGCAGCGCCACGGCGCUCGGAACUGGACGCUGAUAAGCAAGUCGAUUCUGGGAAGGUCCGGGAAGUCGUGCCGGCUCCGGUGGUGCAAUCAGCUCUCGCCGGAGGUGGAGCACCGGGCAUUCACGGCGGAGGAGGACGAGACCAUCGCGGCGGCGCAUUCGAAAUACGGCAACAAGUGGGCCACCAUAGCGAGGCUCCUCAACGGCCGGACGGACAAUGCGAUCAAGAACCACUGGAACUCCACUCUGAAGCGGAAGUACUCGUCCAUGGCGGAAGACGGCGCCGGCGAGGAGAGCCAUCAGCACAGCCGUCUCAGGCUGGAGAAGAAACCGGCGACGGUUUCGGUUUCGAGCCGCGGUUACAGUACGACGAGCCCGUCCGGAUCCGACGUCAGCGACUCCGGCGAGGCGCCAGCUCAGGUGUUCAGGCCGGUGGCGAGAGCAGUGUUGAGAAGGGAGUCGCCGCCGUUGCCGCUGAGGAAGGAAACGGAGCCGUCGACUCUUCUGACUCUGUCGUUACCUGGAGGCGGCUACUCGACUGAGUUGGCGACCCGCCAAGAAGAGAAAACGACGUCUUUGGGUGAGAAUGAGAACAGAACGAUGUCGUUUGGGCCGGAGUUCAUGUCGUUUAUGCAGGAGAUGAUUAGGAAGGAGGUUAGGAAUUACAUGGACGAUGUGAAUGGUCAGCACUUUGGUAUACCCAAGCUCUCGUAAUCCCCAAAAAAAAAGAAAAAAAUCACACAGUUUUUAUUUUUCAUUUUCUAAAUUAAGAUUAGGAAGUCAGAAUUAGCAAAACACAGUCGUUUUUGGUUCGUGAAUGAAAUAAUCUUGGAAUGUACAGGCGGCCUGAGAAAGAAGAAGAGCUCAGUGGUUGGUUAAGAAAUUUUUUUCAGUUUU